Lichtheimia ornata is the source of this 1239-nucleotide messenger RNA. Its product is annotated as mannose-6-phosphate isomerase, class I. Gene Ontology annotation, molecular function: zinc ion binding; mannose-6-phosphate isomerase activity. Gene Ontology annotation, biological process: carbohydrate metabolic process; GDP-mannose biosynthetic process. The transcript has 4 exons. The record is from RefSeq and is a predicted model, not a curated record. Bases 1 to 1239 code for a protein of 412 amino acids. Gene Ontology annotation, cellular component: cytosol. Lineage: Eukaryota; Fungi; Mucoromycota; Mucoromycetes; Mucorales; Lichtheimiaceae.
AUGACUCAGCAACCCGCCGUAUAUCGUCUUGAAGCCAAAACACAAUCCUAUGACUGGGGAAAGCUUGGUGACGUUUCCAAGGUUGCACACUAUGCAAAGCAGUCUGGCGUCGACGUGGAUCCCGCCAAGCCUUAUGCUGAACUAUGGAUGGGCACUCAUCCCAAUGCACCAUCCGUUGUCAUGGAUGACACUCGCACGCCACUCAAGGAUCUCAUUCAAGCUCAUUCAGAAUUGAGUACCGAGACAAUCUACAACCAGUACAACGGUGACCUUCCCUUUUUAUUCAAGAUUUUAUCUAUUCGCAAAGCAUUGUCUAUUCAGGCACAUCCUGAUAAGGCGCUAGGUGCACGUCUUCAUAGCGAGUUCCCCAACAUUUACAAGGAUCCCAAUCACAAGCCCGAAAUGGCAAUUGCUCUUACCCCGUUUGAAGCGUUAUGCGGCUUCCGGCCCCUGAAUGAGAUUGCUGAACAUCUUGACACAUACCCCGAAUUGGCAGCUUUGGUGGGCGAUGAGAAGGUGCAGCAAUUUAAGAAUACCAUCAAGCAAGAGAAUCAAGAUCAAAACAAGGCUGUGCUCAAGGAUGUGUUUGCUGCCAUCAUGAAUAGCUCCGCUGACAAGGUCAAGGAACAACUAGCACACCUUACCGAGCGUUUAAGAGGCAAGAAUGAAAAGACCGUGGUGGAUGAACUUGUGUUGCGUUUGGAUCAACAGUACCCUGGUGGUGACAUUGGCGUCUUUUCAAUGCUCGUGAUGAACUAUGUUACCAUGGAGCCUGGUCAAGCCAUGUUCUUGGGUGCUAAUGAACCCCAUGCUUAUUUGUCUGGAGAUUGUGUGGAAUGUAUGGCUGCUAGUGACAAUGUGGUGCGUGCUGGUUUAACACCAAAGUUCAAGGAUGUGGCCGUGUUGGUGGAUAUGCUCACUUAUCGAUAUGGAUCAGCAGAAUCACAAAAGAUGAAGGGGGAAAGCUUUGGUCUUCAUUCACUCUUGUACGACCCACCCAUCGAUGAAUUCUCAGUGGUGUUGACGCGACUUGCAGAAGGACAAGCUGAAACGCAUGAACCCAUUUCAGGCCCAAGCAUCCUCAUCGUCACUCGUGGUGCUGGUAAAUUAGAAGCCGACAAUUCUCAAUUCGACCUCAAAGAUGGAUACGUCUAUUUCGUGGGUGCCAAUGUCUCCAUCUCGGCAACUGCUGAAGAUACCGGUCUAGAGUUUUAUCGUGCUUUCACCGUUCCCAAUUAA